Messenger RNA from Macrosiphum euphorbiae (potato aphid), 1059 nucleotides. The record is from the annotation of a GenBank genome assembly. NCBI's taxonomy places the organism in Eukaryota, Metazoa, Arthropoda, Insecta, Hemiptera, Aphididae.
AUGCCGAACAUAAUCAACGAGGUGAAGUUGGACUUCAAAGACGUGCUGCUCAGGCCAAAAAGGAGCACACUGAAGACCCGAGCUCAAGUAGAUUUGUUUCGGCAUAUUACAUUUCGUAACUCCAAGCGCACGUACCAGGGUAUACCAAUGAUGGCAUCCAAUAUGGAUACUGUCGGAACUUUUGAAAUGGCAGCUGCCCUGGGAAAACAUGGGCUAUUUACUACAGUCCACAAGUACUAUGAACCUGCUGAGUGGUUAGAGUUUGCUAACAACAAUAAAGACAUUUUACCACACAUAGCUGUUACUUGCGGUAUAAAUGACCAUGAAUUUGAAAAACUCAAAAAUAUAUUGGAAGCCGUACCUGAUAUAUCUUUUAUCUGCCUUGAUGUGGCUAACGGUUACACUCAACAAUUUGUGGAUAUUGUUCGGAAAACGCGUUUAGCAUAUCCAGAACAUACAAUAAUUGCCGGCAACGUGGUUACUGGUGAAAUGGUUGAAGAAUUAAUUUUGUCUGGUGCUGAUAUCAUUAAAGUUGGUAUUGGCCCAGGAUCAGUAUGUACCACACGUAUUAAGACGGGCGUGGGUUAUCCUCAGUUAAGUACGGUAAUUGAAUGUGCAGAUGCUGCUCAUGGUCUACAAGGACAUAUUAUUUCUGAUGGUGGAUGUGUUUGUCCUGGAGAUGUUGCCAAGGCAUUUGGUGCUGGAGCAGAUUUUGUGAUGCUUGGUGGAAUGCUAGCUGGACAUGAUCAAAAUGGAGGCGAGUUAACCAUUAAACCAAAUGGCGCUAAAUGUAAAUUAUUUUAUGGUAUGAGUUCAUUAACCGCGAUGAAGAAACAUGCUGGUGGUAAGGCAGAGUACAGAGCUGCUGAAGGGAAAGCCGUUGAAGUACCAUACAGAGGUGAUGUAAAUGAUACUAUUCUUGAUAUACUUGGUGGACUUCGUUCAGCAUGUACCUAUACCGGAGCACAUACAUUAAAAGAGUUGCCUAAGCGUGCCACAUUUAUUCGAUGUACUCAACAAGUGAACUCUGUGUACUCCAACAUAACUACUCGAGAAUAA